This is a messenger RNA of Rotaria socialis, 1485 nucleotides long. NCBI's taxonomy places the organism in Eukaryota, Metazoa, Rotifera, Eurotatoria, Philodinida, Philodinidae. The record is from the annotation of a GenBank genome assembly.
AUGUCUUCAUCUAAAACUACAACAGAGAUCGUCAAAACAUGGCUUUUCAAUGCACCUUCACAUGGAAUUCGACCAAUAAGCAGAGCGAAAACAUUAAAGACACGACUUUUUUGGGCAUAUACAUUUUGGAUAUUUACAGUAUUAAUGUGUACUUUCAUUUAUACGAUUAGCAUGAAUCAUAUUACAAAUCCGAUGAAAAUUCAUCUAAGCAUAAAACACUACCGAGAUCCUGCUCAUUUUCCAGCCAUUACUUUCUGUAAUAUCAAUCCUCUUCAACACGAUGGCUUUAAUGAUGAUAUAAGAAAAUCUAUAUUACCAGGUGGUGAUCCAUCUUCGCGCGUGAACGAAACAGAAUAUCGGAAAGCUGUUUCAGAUUAUGUCAAUCGAAUUCUUAUGGCUCAUGUUAACGGUGAAGUAGAUCCGUUUGUUAAGUGGGGUUUUAAAUUAAAUGAUCUUCUUAUAAGAUGCAUAUUUAAUAAGCGGCGUUGUCAUCGAAAUUUAACACAGUUAUACCAUCCAGAUUAUGGAAAUUGUUAUACUUUUGAUAACGAUCAUGAUGUCGAAGACCAAGAACUAAGUGAUAUACGUCAUGAUUGGUCCGUUGAUGAUGACAAUGGGCAAGAUAAUUAUAAACUAUUUCUCGAAUUAUUUCUUCAUCAAAUGCAAUAUAAUGAAUAUUUUGAAAAUCGAGCAUCAUUUCGAAUAUUUAUUCAUCGAAAAAAUGAACUACCUGUACUAUCGCAAAAUAGUCUUUUCUUAGCACCAAACAAAUAUACAAAACUUAGUUUUUCACAAAGUAUCAAAUCAUUUUCACGGCAAUGUCGAACUGAAUUAACUGAUGAAAUGAAAAAUAUAUUUCGUACACAUAAUAUACGUUAUACGCAAGCAUUAUGCUAUAAAUUAUGUGAAAAACGUUAUCUCGAACAGCGAUGUCACUGUGUAGAACGAACACUAGCUGUUUUUUAUCAAUUUUUUAAUGAUAAAAAUACUAAUAACGCGCAUACAACAAGAAAAAGUAGUAUAUGUUCAAUGGGUGAACCGUGUCUUAAUGAGCGUAUUCAUUUUAAUUCAAGUGAAUCAUGUCAAGAAUGUUUGCCUGAAUGUGAAUUUAUUCAAUAUUCAGUUCAAUCAUCGUAUGCACACUAUCCAAACAUGAAGGCCAACAGACACGUUUCGAAACGUGUUCAACAACAUUUUAUUCGCGAUAAAACAAAUAAUGAGUCUUUAUCUGGUACACAACUCGCUAAUGUUUAUAUGGGUAUACGUGAUAAUAUUGUAGCUGUCGAAAUUUCGGCUAGUUCAGAUCCAACGGAAAUUCUCACAGAAUCUCCCAUGUAUACAUGGGUUGAUCUGAUAUCGAGUAUUGGUGGACAAACAAGUUUAUGGAUUGGUGUCAGCUUAAUCAGUCUCGUUGAAAUCGCUGAACUCUUAUAUUUACUUCUAAAUCGCUUCUAUUCUUAUAUUUUCCCUAUGAAAAAAAAUUAA